CUUUUAAUCGGUUUUGUUCGGUUUAUUCGGUUUAAUCGGUUAUAUACCAAACCAUAUCCAAAUCCUACGGUUUUUAUAAAAUUAUAUCCAUUCGGUUUAUAUGGUAUAUACCAAAACCAAACCAUAUUGUCUAUUUCGGUUCGGUUCGGUACGGUUCGGUUUUACCAUAUUGAACAGCCCUAGUUGAAGCGAAUGCCAAGUCAAUGACAAAGAUAUAUAAUGAAACUGAUGAUAUAAUUUUGCAAGACGCAUAUGAAUGAAUGAUGUCUGCAGUCCAUUUUUGUCUCAAGUCCAGGCUAAAGGAUGGAUGCUAUACCGAUAGAUUUUUCGAUGGCACUGGAAAAAAAAUCGCUUGGUAACUCUCAUUUUCAGGUGAAUCUUUAAAGUGUAGGGCAUUGUCCAAAAAGAAGAAGUCUGUGUCCAGAUCAUGAAUCCACCACAACUUAGUGCAUGAAGACUAUAGUCAUAUUGUUAGGUGAAGUAAAACCAAAGUAUUAGUAUUGUAGAGAUAAAUUUGAAGGUACGGUUCUUGUCCUCGUUCGUACUUUCAUUUUCUGUGGGGGUCAUUGUAGGUCUACAUAAAUUAUCAUAUAAUUCAAUCAAAGUGGAAUCUGAUUUACUUUUGUGAAAUUAUAUUCUAAAUGAAAAGGUUGAUAUCACUGUGGUUUAAAAUUUUAUUUUCCAUGGUCAAAAAAUGUGUACUGGCUUUUCUUUUUUCUUUAGACCUGGACUCUUUAGUCUUCGUUUGUGAUUUUUCUAAGUGAAAUAUCUCAAAGUAUACGACUUUGAUUGCCUGUUAAUUAAUCUGAAUACCUUGAAAAUAAACAAAAUCGUACAAGAUAUAGACUAAAUGAUUUUUUUCAUUCUAAGAUACUUGUCUGACAUGCUUCAUUUCUUGACAUGUCAGGAAACUUAGGAACAAAGAGACCACAGGUAGUAUUUAUUGUGGAAUUGGACCCGCUAUAAUCGUUAGGUAACGAUCCAUUUGUACGUUGAUUUAAUUUUAUCAAAUAUUUAACCCAGACUUGCAUUAAAAAGAUGUAACACCACAUUUGGAAUAGUGUUUUUACGGCAAACGGCUAUUUUAUUAAUCAAACUUGAGAUGAUCUGGGGAGCCAGACCGGAAUAGAACAACCAAUAAAAUAUAAGGAUCUAUGAAAAGAACGUGCAUUCCUAGCUAAAGAAUCUGCAAUUUCAUUCUGCGUCCUUGGAAAGUAGCUGAUGUUGAAGUCCGAAAAACAUAACCGAAGAGUUUGAAUGAUUUUCAGUUCAGUUGAAAAGUUGAGAUAGUGUUUUAUGUGUUCGUAAAUAAGAGAAGAUUACCCGCAUUGUAUUAUUAAGAUUGUGAACAAAGAGCACGAUCCUAGUAAUAAUAGAUGUCGAUGACCUUUUCUAGUUUUUCUAAUGCUGUAAUUUUGGUGUAAAUACAUCUAAUUUGAAACACCAUUGAAGGUUGCUUUUGAUAUAACCACAAAGCGUAGUCGAAUAGUACAACGGGAUUGAAAAAAGUGUUAAACACCCCAGGUUCAAAACCUUUUAAAUUCAGUUUUACUUGUUUAUAUUUCCAGAUGACAUAGAUAUUUAAUUCUCAUUAGAAUUAAUCAGAUCUGUUUGCCACCAAUGGACAAACCUUUAUGGAAUUAAUCGGGGUCCGUCGAAUACGCCUUGAUUAUUAAAAAGAGUUGUUUUUGACAGAGAACCAACAAAUAGUUAAAGUAAGAGUUGUAGUCGGUGAAACAUGUCAGAACCUAAUUGUUGGAUCCGUAGCACUAAAUUAUCAAUAACGUCAAAGUUCCAACAAUUUCAUUCAUUUUGUAAUCUCAUAGUUAUUACUUUUAAGACAUACGAUAAGAACGAUAUGGUUCAAUGUUUCAAAAGGACAUCGGUAAACUAUUUAUUUUACGAAUCACGAAUUUCAUUCUUAGCAAAAAAAAAAUCACGAAUUUCAUAUAUUGAUUCAAAUUUCCAUGAGAUUAAUAUCCUUAAAAAAAAUGAAAUAUCAGGUUUUUUAUGAUCUGGAGGUACCCGAACACGGAGGUACCGAACACGAAGACCCGAUUAAUUUUUUGGAGUGGGCCCACCAACGAUAGACAAGUUCGAUUAUUUUACGUGGAAAUUGGAUAUCCAAAUUAUCUGGCCACACAUUUUGCUACCCCGCCGUACUGCUAGAGACCCUGACAAGAUGACAUCCGUUUGGUUGAAAUAUAAGACCAUGUGCAUGGCAGAGUUCUUAGAAGGAUUUUUAGGCAUGUACCCCGCAAAAAGGAGAAAGACUGGUAAGAAAAACUAUGAGGUAAGAAUCAACUUUUUUUGAGCUUUUGUGAUUUUGGCGGAUUCCACUGAUAAGUAGUGGUCCGCAAUUGAUUAUUUUUUUAUUUUUAUUUUUAUUUUUUUGAAGAAAAAAUAAAAAAUAAAAAAUUUGAAAUUUCAAGUGGGAUUCCAGCGAUACACAUGCUCUAAGGUUCAUAUGACUAAGAUGCGGAUACCAAGUCAUAUUUUUUUUUUGUAACUGAGAUACCAAGUCAUAUUUAAUAUAAGAAAAUAGAUAACAUAAGAAACAAAAAGAGGAAUCAUCACCAAAUCGUACCAAAUUAUUUCAAAAGUUUAUUUGUUUUUCUUUUGGCUAGCAUGAUCUCCCUUCUGUAAGAAAAGAAGAACCCUUUUACGUACCUACUUCAGUGUCUAUCAUUUUCCUUUUAUCUUGACCAAACAAUUGUUUUGGCUCUACAUAUCUAUUUUUUUACCCAUCAUAAAGGUAUUAUUUAGAGUUUUAUAAAGUUUUAUAAUAUGCGCAUAAAAAGAAUAUGACACCUUUAGUGUUUUUAUUGAUUUAUGAUAGGUCAUCCAACAGGAUAGAUGGAAAUUAAAAAUUAAUUUUGGGCCAUGAUCUGAUUGGAAUUAAGCACUAAGAGCCUUUUUGACAUUUUUAUGUAUAUGUAAUUUGAACAUUGGCUUCCUCUUACAUUAGUAUUAUUCAUAUAGUUUUUUGCGUCGUAGUUUUUUUUCUCUCACUCGAGUCGUGAAAGUAGCUUUUCCAUGUGUGAACAGAAUAUGCGUACAAUAUAUGCACAUAUUUAUAUGAUAUAUCCAAUCUAAAGGUGAAUAAUAUAUGGAUUUCAUAACUCACCAAGUAAAUCCAUAUAUAAAUGUAAUCUAGCAUUAUAUAAUAUGGUAGGUCUAUUUAGUGAAAUAGCAACUUAUAUAGUAAACAUUUGUCGCUAUGUGUCAUAUUUUAGCCAUUUGUAAGCUAACUGAGGAAUCAGUAUCCAAUCAAAUCUUAUAAUUAUAUACUGUAUAAAUUAUAUCGUGUAUUUGGUACGUAUAUCUAUGUGUUAAUAUGAAGCUGAGCUCCCGCCUCCCGGAUACCAUAAAACAUGGGCAUAUAUAUCAGGACAAGUUGAUAAUCGAGUGUUAGAAAAUGUGUGCAUCCACGUCUAGUUAUUAGUGCUACUCAUGUGCCUUUACACAAAUAUCAUUCUUCUUUUGCAUAAACAUAAUAAGGGAACUUUUGAGGGCUGCAUUGGCAACACAUCAAAUAGAGUAGAACAAUAAUAUAUCAACGAUGACAUAUGGAAUAGUAAAAUGACAUAUGUAUUUCAAUUGAAACCUAUGUUUUGUUCCUUCUCAUCUUAAAAGUAUAAAAUUUUGCAAAACUUAAUGUAAUUCGCAAUUAUUUACGUUUUAACAUGCAUAAUACAAACCUCCUACCAUUGUGUCGACCUCAUCAAGAUAGAUUAUAAAAUUAAAUACAUGGAAAAAGUUAAAGGAAAAAAAGUUGGAAAAUUUUGGACUGUGCAUGUGAAUCAAACAUAUAUGAGAAAAUUUCAACUUGGAGUUGUCCCACGGUUGUACUGUGAUAAACUUAAACUAAUUAUAAUAUACUAUGCCUUUUUGGAACAGUAAUAUACCAUGCCUAUAUAAUAAUAAACAGACCAAACCUCUACAUCGCACGCUUCCUUCAAACAUUUGGCUUCUGUAGCUCUCAUAUAACUCUACACAUAUCCAAUACAUAUCCUUCAAAAAUCAUUUUACUCACCUGAAGAAUAAAACUUCUUUAUUUGUAGUUUCAUUUUCUUGAGGGUGCAACGGGGGAAAAUGGGAAGAGCACCAUGUUGUGAGAAAAUGGGGAUGAAGAGAGGACCAUGGACUCCUGAAGAAGAUCAAAUCUUGAUCAAUUACAUUCAUCUCUAUGGUCACUCUAAUUGGCGAGCUCUUCCCAAACACGCAGGUUUACUCAGAUGUGGAAAAAGUUGUAGACUUCGUUGGAUCAAUUAUCUGAGGCCAGACAUUAAACGUGGCAAUUUCACUCCUCAAGAAGAACAAACUAUCAUCAAUCUACAUGAAGUCCUGGGCAACAGAUGGUCUGCGAUUGCUGCAAAACUGCCAGGACGAACCGACAAUGAAAUAAAAAAUGUUUGGCACACUCAUUUGAAGAAAAGACUCAACAAAAAUCAAAACAAUGGCGGAGACAACAAAAACAUUAACGGAACUAACAAGACCACACACAAAGACAAAGAAUCUGUGAUUGUCGACACAACCUCUCUACAACAGUUUUCUAAUAAUAUUACAACAUUUGAGAUUUCAAACAGUAACAAGGACAAUAUGAUGUCGUACGAGGAUGUUUCUGCAUUGGUUGAUGAGAGUUUUUGGCCGGACGUGGUAUCGGUAGAUAACUCGAGUAAUAAUAAUGAGAAAAAGAUAGAAGAUUGGGAAGGGUUGCUAGAUAUGAAUAAUAAGAGAUUUAGUUAUGAUAAUCCGAAGCUUUGUAGCGACGAUAUGGAGUUUUGGUAUGAUAAGCUUCUCAAUAGUAGUCGUAGCAUUGAGGAAUUUUCUGACAUAACCCAGUUCUUAUUUUGAUUUUAUGUUGUUUUAAUCGUUAAGAUUUGAAAAAAGUCUUUUUGUAAACCAGAUGAAUAAAUUUAAAAGUUGUUUUUGUUUUCUACGUUUUUGAGUGACCUAUAUCGUGUUUGCAUGUAACUAUGACGUUAACUGAAGUCAACCGAAAAAUAGAAAUGGGUUGCCUAUUAGUUAUAGACCUUGAAAUCAAUGGACGGUCUCCGGUCCGGCCCUCGGAAAACAUAAACAUUUACACCAUUCGGUUGGUCCUUUAUACCAUUGGAUUGAGACUAUAUAACAAAAUUGAAAUGAUUAAAACGUGAGUAUUAACGAUUAUCCACACGUAAUAAUCACACCAAUAAUGUUCUUUGAAAUUUAAGUUUAAACCUCGUCAUCGCUAAACAUUAUUUCUAUAAACUAGCCAGCUAUCAAAUAUAUUGUCAAAUUUCAAAGAAAUGUAACUUGUAAGCUUCUUAUAACGUAGUCGUCAACCAAACCAGUAACUUAUGUAACUAACGUAGUUUGGACUUAAACCGAACCCAAAAAUCCAAAAGAGGUACAUACAAACCGUUACAUUUAUAGUUUGGUUCAUAGAUCAUCAAAUGAUUCCUCUUCUGCUUAUCAAGUUUCAGUAUUUAUCUCUGUCCCUCAGUCUUCUGCAUCCUCGUCUUUCAUGUCCUUCAUUUGCACGGCAGCAACUGUGAACACUAUCAUUAAAGAAACAACUCUUUUUGUUGUUAAAACAUCAAACUAAACUUAGAGCAAUUGAUAGAAACAAUGGUUAGAAUAUUUAAAGCUAAAGGAUAUCUGUUAUAUUCCCAAUCAGUUUGGCGAACUGAGAUCUUGCUGUAUUCAACCACACUUGCAUCAAUGCCGGCAAAUAUGUAACCAUUGCUCUUAUCAAUUAAUGAGCUUCACCAGUUCCCCAACACUUUCUUUAUCCUGAAAACCAAAACGCUCAACACCAAGACAAGAUGCUUGAAGAGAGUUGCAGAGGAGAGAGAGCAGACCUGAAUAUCCAAUGUUGUAAAACUGACAAGACCGUAAUCUUCAACCACACUGCACAGCUCACUCGUUAGCUUCCUGCAACAAGAACAUGGAACUCAUAAGUUACUGAUAGAACAUGGUAUUGAGUCUUCUUCAGCUAGUUGCUACCCAAGGCCGGGCCUGAGAAAUUUAGGCCCAGAAGCAAACAAAUUUUUUUUGGCCCAUUAUCUUCAAAAAUCAGAAAAAGUGGCUAAAAAAGAGGUCUAGUUCACCUCUCAUGCGCAUCCCGGCGCUCUUACCAGUAGAACUAGUGUAACGUUUACGUAAUUGUUGGCCCUUUAAUUAUAUAUAUCUUGUACGGCCCCAAGCACAUGCUUUAUGUGCCUCUACUCAGGCCUGGCCCUGUUGCUACCUGUACUUAACGGAGCAAGGAUCUUGAUUAAGAUAAUGCUGCAAGUAUGACAAGUCUUGAACAUCGGUAUAGAAAUCUAAACCGAAAGCUAUAUUGACAAACCAAAAAUUUGUAUUGAAUACACUCUUGGCACUUAAAUUUCCGAAAAAAAAUUUAUUCACUGAAUUAAGCUCUGAAUAAUAAGCAUUCUUUUUAGGUGGAAGUUAAUGAGGAACUUGUUGGCUAUUUUUAAAGCACACAAUGAGACAUGGAUGUUCUUUUUCUCUUUACCUAUUUGUGCUCUGUAUGAAUGUGAUGUCUUUGCGGAUAGAUAAGACAUGGAGGGAUAAGUGCUUUAGAUAUUAUCCCUUGUUAUACAACAUAUUUUCAAGAUAUUUUUGUUUUGUCGAUGAUCUUUUGGUAUUUGUUGAGGGUACAAAGCAAUCUUCGAAAGAGUGAUCUCGGUUUAAAAAAAAAAGUUAUAACUAAGAAUAAGUUUGGAGAAAUCAACCAUCUGUAUGGAGAAUAUCUCUCACGAUGUGGCAUCUAAUUCUAACAGAUUUCCCAUUUGAACCCGGUGUUCUCCCUGUACGCUAUCUCGAUUGAUGAGGAAGAAUGAUUACUAGUUUUUUGAUAGAGAAAAUCAGAACUCGAGUUACAAAUAGGACAAACCGGCCCCUAAUGUAUGCAUGAUGUGGGGCUUACAACUCCGCAGGUUAGUCAUCAUUAUAACAUCUCCAAAAGAAAUUUUAUAAAUUUAAAUAUAAAGUUUUAAAUAGUAAAACUUUAUAUUUGAAGUUUUACUAUUCAAAACUCUAAACUAAAAGUUUCAUCUUUUUGUUUGCAUUUUGAUCCUUAUAAUUAAUUACACAUCACAUUUUGAUUAUUAAGUAUUUUUUCAUUUAUCAUUUUAAUCCUUAAAACUUUUUUAUGAUUAUUAAAUAUUUCAAAUAUACUUUUAUAAAUACAAUUUUUACACAUAAAAUUAAAAAAAUAAAAAAAUAAGAUUUAUAAUAUUUUAAAACUAGAAUUAGGCAACAAGAAUAUUACAAAAAAAACUUAAUAUUUUUUUUUUGAAAAGAUACAUGAAGACAUAAUUAUUACAAAAAAGUAAAUAUUACAACAAUACUAAUAGUAUAGUUAAGUUGCUCUGAAACCUCCCAAAACUCUAAAAUAUUGUCCUAACUAAUUUUGUAUAACCGAAGAUGAAGCAUUACAGAUAGGGGUGGGCGUUCGGGUACCCUUUCGGGUUCGGAUCGGGUAUUUCAUAUUUUUGGGUAUUUCGGUAUAGAAGUGUAGAACCCGUUCGGGUAUUUCUGUACUUCGGGUCGGGUUCGGAUAUUUUUAGUUCGGAUUCAGUUAUUUCAGAUCGGGUUCGGAUAUUUAGAUUUUGAAAAAAAUAUUAAAAUUUUCAUUU
Molecule: messenger RNA, 7631 nt
Organism: Brassica rapa (field mustard)
Lineage: Eukaryota; Viridiplantae; Streptophyta; Magnoliopsida; Brassicales; Brassicaceae
Product: transcription factor MYB14-like
Source: RefSeq, a predicted model, not a curated record